AUGCCUAAUAACAUGCAAGAUUCCGCAAUGAUGAUAUGUUAUCGUGAAUGCUUAUCAAAUUUACAAAAAUUCAACGGCAAUGAAGAAUAUAGGAUUUCACAGUUUAUCAACAACAUUGAAAGAAUUGGGAAAUUAAUCGAUGGAAAUAAUGAUAUCUUAUAUUGUAUGUGUACGGCAAAAUUAGAUGAUGAAGCAAAACGCUCCUAUGAAGAUAACAUAUCCUUAAUCAAAUGGGAGAAUUUAAAGUCAGCAUUAAUGGAAAGAUUUACAACAUCUAAUUCAUCAUCAAAAAUAUUCGAACAAUUGAAAGAACGUAAACAAAAAACGGAUGAAACCAUCACAUCUUACUAUGAUGCUAUUAUUAAAUUAUGUCAUGAAUAUGAUCCAUCUAUGUCACAAAAAAAUGCUAAUAUCAUGGUUAGAAAAUGGAAUUAA
This is a messenger RNA of Rotaria sp. Silwood2, 435 nucleotides long. Lineage: Eukaryota; Metazoa; Rotifera; Eurotatoria; Philodinida; Philodinidae. The record is from the annotation of a GenBank genome assembly.